UGGUGCUUAGAUAGCAGAAAGCAGACAAUAAAAUUGCAUCUCUCGGCUUUCGUUCUCGGUCUCGGAAAUCGGAAUCUCAACUGUAGCAGAAACAAAGUACUGGCGCACGCGAAUAAACUUCUCACGUUACAACAAAGUAAGCGGCGGAUAACGCAAUUCAUACGAUAAGUGCAGGCAGGUACCUACUUAGUGUGGUUUAGUUCGAGCAGCAUUGACUGAGAUCCUGGCAUACAGGAAUUAACUGUUCGAGACACUUCAAAACUUUAGUGGUGUUUGAGGGAACAGAUAUGCGUUGAUAAGAAAUGAGAGAUUAAAAAUCAACGGGCAUUCAAAGAAGACCUUUGACACUCUACUAAUGUCAAUCAAAGAACAGAACUGAAGUAAAAUGGGUGUAAGAGGUUUGCAGACUUUUAUUGAGGAUUACAGCCCUCCUGAAUGUUUUGCUCUUGUGAGCAUCAAACAAUUGGUCGAGGAAUUUCGUGCGGAAACAGGUGAACUCAACCCAAAAAUUGUAUUCGAUGGAUCAUCAACAAUGCGGUUUAUAUAUGGAGAUCUUGAUUGGGUUUCUGGUGGCCAGAUUAAGCAGUUCUUAAAAAAAAUUGAAGAUUUUGUAAAAGCCUUCACAAAGCUGGGUGUUCGCCCUGUGUUUUUUUUCGGAGGGUAUGGCGCUGAUUUCUCCUCUAGGAAAGGAUGGUUUAUGCGGUGCCGUGAUAAACUUAACAAAGUUAAUACAGUGUUUCAUAAGUUAGCAAAUGACACUUUGACUAGUGAAUUGGAACCAUUUUUAUUUGUCAUGCCGACCAACAUUGGUUUUUCACAUUAUUUUCGACAAAUUGAAGGCUGUGAGGUUCACAAAGGUCUUACAGACUGUGAUUCUGAAAUAGCCCAUUAUGCGAGAGAAAACAACUGUCUGGCAGUAUUUGGACAGGAUUCAGAAUUCAUAAUCUAUAAGAGUGUAAAAUACUACUUGUCAGCGAAACAUUUCAACAUGGCCAGGAUGGAAACUCGGAUUUACAACAGAGAGCACUUUGCUGAUUUUCUAGGCAUCCACUCAUCUCAACUUCCGCUUUUUGCCACCUUAGCAGGAAAUAAUACAGUCAAUUAUUUCAAGGAUUUAAGGCAUUUUCAUCGGUCACUGUGUAAUAUUAGAGGAGGAAAAGUGCGCUUUGAAGUUUUGUUUCCUGCUCUAUCGGAAUAUAUUAAAAAACUGCCUCGUGGUAGAGCUCUCUUCGACGUUCUACCAGACAUUGCUCAAGAAGUCCUCCAGGAUUCUAAGAAAUCUCCACUCCUUGCAAUGAGUAUACGGAAUUACAUAGCUACACCAGAAACUUUUUUACCUGCACGUAUUUCUGAGCAUCCAGAAUGGAACGCAAUAUUGGAGGUUGCAGAAAAGUUACAUAGAGCAGAUAUAAAUUCAGCAAUCAUAUUAAAAAUCAUGCUUGGGGAUGGUUUUGGAUCCUCUGCCGGGUUUGAAGACUUUCGGAAAAAUGAUCUUCCUCCAGCAAUGAGUAUGCUACGCACCAUGAGAAAAAGAUUCUAUGGCAUUAUUUUGAUGGAAAAACCAGCUGACGUAGAACCCGAGAUAGUGGAGGAGUGGAGUGUGGAGGGAAACUCCAAUAUAGAAAAACCUUUUACAGUUUGGCCAAUUUUACCCACAGAUCGUCAUCCAGGAUUAUUGGCACUUUGGGGUGAUGACCGAUCGCAGGAAAUGGAAAUGAUUAGAUGGCGAUUAUUUGUGCAUGCCGUGUCUCCUCGGCUUAAUCCUGAAGAAGUAAUGAACCUACCUGAGCAUUUGGUUAUUCCAGUUGCUGCCCUUUUUUACAUAGAGGAGCAAGAUUUUUUAAAGCCAUGGGAAAUAGAGGCUUUGCUGGCGGUGGCUGUUACGUUGCCUUCAGAGUCACUUGAUCGCCUAGCUGACCUGUCUUCAGAUCCAGUAAAUUUACGAGCCAUUCGUGUUGCUACCAUUUACACACGCACGCUAUGUGCCGUUAUUCGGUUAAUCACUCUUUGCGGUUAUCCUUUACCUGCUUCCAAGGCUUUUGCUCAUGCUUAUUUUGACGGAAAACUUUUUCAACACAUUUACAAAAAUGCCACGUAUGGAGUGUCCCAAGAAGUUCUUCUCGAAGAUCAGGCCUGUCAUGUACAACAAUUCCGAGAAGCAAAGCAACUAUUAUUCAAGAACUCCACCAGCAGAAAAUCAUUCAGAGAUGCUCAUGAAUGAUUAUUUGCCUCCUAAUCUCAUCUUGGCUUGUUCAGUAUUUUAAGAAGAGAUGAUCAUUGAUUGCAACUUUUUUUUUCACUUGCUUUAAACCUACUAUUUAUCUCCUUUGCAAUGAUCAUUGCAAUUAUACCAUUGCAAUCUAUAUUUUGUUAAUGUUUUGGAAUAGAAAUAUUAAUUUUGUUACAUUAAUUUUU
This is a messenger RNA of Bemisia tabaci, 2415 nucleotides long. RefSeq names its product constitutive coactivator of peroxisome proliferator-activated receptor gamma. NCBI's taxonomy places the organism in Eukaryota, Metazoa, Arthropoda, Insecta, Hemiptera, Aleyrodidae. Gene Ontology annotation, cellular component: nucleus. The record is from RefSeq and is a predicted model, not a curated record.